AGCAUACGAGAAUUCACGCCUUACAUACGAGUACGCACAUACUAAGUACCCGAACACAAAGUGCCGUUAAGUGGGUGGUUGCUGGCACGCAAAAUAUGUGGUGAGUUUUGUGUGUGGCACAACCACACCACCACACAUUCACUUGCCUGGCCGAAAAUAAAACAACGCCAUUUGCCCACCUUUGCAUACCAACGCAGCUGAUUCAUUGCGCGUCCCAGCUGUAUUAAUCUGCAUAUGAACAUGUUUGGGAGGGAGCACAUGCCGCGUGCCGCUGGUGAAAUUGCCUCUGUGAUGACAAUGGUGAUUGCUGUUAUUCACCACAAACGGUUGGUGUUACAAUUGUGAGCAAGCUAGAAGAAGAAUUCACCACCACCACCAUUGGCAACAAAGCAGCAAGCGUUGUUGUUUGGCGGAUGAAUGAAUGCGAGUGUUUGCUGAGGUAAAAAAGUCGAUUUUAUGCUCCGCCAUACAGAAGCGCACAUUCAGUCAACAGCAAGACAGCGACAGUAAAAGUUGUGCGAAAUUCCUUUGCACAACCGAACUAAAACAUUUUAUUUCAAAGCGAAUUGCAAAAAAUGCUUGAGUUCUGCGAAUUUUAGGAACCAUAAUUUAGUUUAAAAACUGUUCUUGAAAAAAAGGAAAUAAUAUAAAAUUCCUUUCUGUUUGUGAGAUAAAGUUGAUGAGAUGUGAAUGAAGUUAUUUUUAUCAUUGGAAUUUGUGAAAUUUGUCGUUAAGCAAUAAAUCACACUAACGAAGAAAAAACAAUAUAAUUAAAAAAUAAUAUCAAAAAAAGACAUAAAUCAUUUAAGAUCUGUACUGCCUUCGAAAAGCCGAAAACCAAAUUAAACAUCGAAAAUGCAAGUUUUAUUUCCGGAACAAAAAUUACCCAAGUCACUCUCGGAAUCAGUGGACGGUAGGCUGAAAAUCGUCGAUGAAAUACAAAACUUGUUGCAAGCAGCCAACAUUGCUGGCGCCAACAACCUAUCAAAUAAUAGUAGUAAACAGAAUAGUGAAGAACUGCAAGUUCAAAGUAAACCAAGAAUUGACACUGAUGGCAACAACAAUAACAAUGCGAAGACUGACUUGAACGACAGAAUAGCAGUGGAAAGCGCUCUACAAGCUUCCAUCCACACUCACACACCGUUCGCCGGCAUCUCCCAACUACUGCCCAGCCUUUAUCUCUGCGGUGCCGGCGUGGCCAUGCCGAUGAUGCUCGACCAACUGCAGGUGCGUUUUAUCAUCAAUGUCGCGCCCGAACUGCCAGACACACCACUGUCGAGUGUGACCAAGCCGCUCUACUUGCGCAUCAGUGUGCACGACCGUCCUGACUCCGACCUCUCGGUGCACUUUGACGAGGUGGCCGAUAUGAUUGAAGAGGUGCGUCAGUUGGGCGGCAAGUCGUUGGUUCACUGCGUGGCUGGCGUGAGUCGUUCGACCACCCUGUGCCUGGCCUAUCUCAUGAAAUACGCGGGAAUGUCACUUCGCACCGCCUAUCUGCACGUCAAGGCCAUACGUCCGCAGAUACGUCCGAAUACGGGCUUCUUUCAACAAUUACGGCGCUACGAGGAGCAGUUAAGGGGCACAUGUUCGGUACAGAUGGUCUACUAUGAGUCGUUGAAUAAAGAGAUUCCAGACGUUUAUCAGCCGGAGUAUCGUGCAAUGGAGGAGUUCUAUCAGCGCCAGCGAAAAGCUUUGAAACGGCAUUAAGGAGUAGUAGUAGUGGGUUCCGGGGGCCUAAGAGAUAAAAAUUAUAUUCCAAGUGUAGCAUUAGUUGUGUGAUAUAUAGGGUUAUUGGAUUAAUAAAUAACGGGACAAUUUGUGUGUGUUGCAUAAGAUAAAAUGGGGUUUAUAGCCAUGUAAAUGUGGUAGUAUCGGAAAAUCGCUAUUUUGUUAGAAAAGUAUUGAUGUGCCUUAGGCUCGACUAAUCUCUAAAUAUUUAUAGUGAUAUAGUUGUAGUUCCUCAUUUAAUUCAUACUUGUAUUAAUGUUAAAUUAUUUAUCAAUUUAUAUAUUAAGAAAAUAAACUUUAGUAUUUUAAA
This is a messenger RNA of Ceratitis capitata (Mediterranean fruit fly), 2038 nucleotides long. Its product is annotated as dual specificity protein phosphatase 18. The record is from RefSeq and is a predicted model, not a curated record. The transcript has 2 exons. Gene Ontology annotation, cellular component: cytoplasm. Gene Ontology annotation, molecular function: protein tyrosine/serine/threonine phosphatase activity. Gene Ontology annotation, biological process: protein dephosphorylation. NCBI's taxonomy places the organism in Eukaryota, Metazoa, Arthropoda, Insecta, Diptera, Tephritidae. Bases 856 to 1707 code for a protein of 283 amino acids.